Molecule: messenger RNA, 580 nt
Organism: Hibiscus syriacus
Lineage: Eukaryota; Viridiplantae; Streptophyta; Magnoliopsida; Malvales; Malvaceae
Product: SKP1-like protein 1B
Exons: 2
Coding region: 112-579 (155 amino acids)
Biological process (GO): SCF-dependent proteasomal ubiquitin-dependent protein catabolic process
Cellular component (GO): nucleus; cytoplasm
Molecular function (GO): cullin family protein binding
Source: RefSeq, a predicted model, not a curated record
AAUCAUUGUUCUAAUUAGGUUUUUCGGCUGUCUCUGUAAUUUGUUUUCUCUCCGCCUUCUAUUCGGUUAGGGUUUCUAUCACCGCCAGUGAAGGAAACUUUAGGAGAAAUAAUGGCGUCGACAUCAAAGAAGAUAAUGUUGAGGAGCUCCGACGGCGAGGCCUUCGAGGUGGAGGAAGCGGUGGCGGUUGAGUCGCAGACGAUCAAGCACAUGAUCGAGGACGACUGCGCUGGCAACGAGAUCCCCAUCCCCAACGUCACCAGCAAGAUCUUGUCUAAGGUCCUUGAGUACUGCAAGAAGCACGUGGAUGCCGCCACCAAGGAAAAGAAUACCGAGGAUGAAAUCAAGGCUUGGGAUGCCGAUUUUGUCGGGGUUGACCAAAAUACCCUCUUUGACCUCAUCUUGGCUGCGAACUAUCUGAAUAUCAAGAGCUUGUUGGACUUGACCUGCCAAACUGUGGCUGACAUGAUAAAGGGGAAGACGCCGGAGGAGAUUCGCAAGACCUUCAACAUCAAAAACGAUUUCACCCCUGAGGAAGAGGAGGAGGUUAGGAGGGAGAACCAGUGGGCUUUUGAAUAAU